UCUCCAAGAUUACGGCGCUGCUAUGCCGGCGAAUUCUGCCGCGUCGAAUUCCCAAGAUCAGGCCAAGUUCUCCAUGCGAAGAACGUGGGCUGUGGUCUUGUCGGUCUCUGCGAUGGUCGUCCUGGCCGUGGCGCUUCAGAGCAAGGGAGCAGGCUCGGGGCUGCUGCAGCAGAGCCUCUCUCAGAACCUGAUGUCUCAGUUCUCUCGGGACUCAGGCGAUGCGACGCAGUCGCUGUCAAGCUCGAACUGGUAUGGCCAUUGGGGGAGCCAUGACAACCUCUUCAAGCAGUCGCAUGAGAAGAACGCUGCCAACAAGUGGACUACUCAGCUCCAGAAAAUGGAGGCUGCGCAGGAGGAGCGCAGGAAACGCGAAGACAAGGAGUUCUUCGCGGGAGUGGAGAAGGCGUUCGGCAAGAAGACUGCGGCUGGUAUGAUGGCUGCCUUCAACGGAAAGACACGGAACGGCCUCGCACACAUCAAGCUGAACGAGCACAAGUUGAACCAGCGCAAGCAGAAGAUCGUCGAGAACAACCAGCUGCCCAACGUUGCUCAGAAGGUGCAGGCCCAUAAGAAGGUUGUUGAGAAGGCUGAGGAGGCAAAGCCCGAGGCUCAUGCUCAGCACAACUCAGCAGCUGUCAAGGAUGCCUUGAAGGUUGCCAAGAAGAUGGCAGACCACACGGCGUCCUCUCACGUCAAGGUUACCCCUGCCAAGACCGUCAAGCCCGAGAGCUCGUCGGCGAACGAGGACGUGAAGUCAUCAGCAGUGAAGGAGGCGCUCAAGGUCGCCAAGAAGAUGGCCGAGCACAAGGAUCCCGUUGCCAAGACUUCUGCUCCCAAGGAGGAAGUCAAGAAGGCGAAGAAGGAGGAUCUCAAGCAUCCGGGCCUCAUCGCCGACACUCAGAAGAUCAAGGAGCUCGUGCAUGAGUUCAAGCAUGCGCAUGGAGCCAAGAAGAAGGAGAUCAAGGCGAGAGUGAUGUCCCUUCAGCAGAGCAUCACCAGCGACUUCGCCAAGGUGACUGCAUUCGGUCACAACGCUCAGACCGAGUUCGCCCGUGAGGAGGCGAAGGAACAUGGGCAGAAGAAGGCGAACUCGGGCCAUCACUUCAGCUGGCACUAAGAGCUAACCUCUCCUUAAACUUCAUUCCUCUUG
Molecule: messenger RNA, 1150 nt
Organism: Guillardia theta CCMP2712
Lineage: Eukaryota; Cryptophyceae; Pyrenomonadales; Geminigeraceae
Exons: 11
Coding region: 23-1117 (364 amino acids)
Source: RefSeq, a predicted model, not a curated record